Molecule: messenger RNA, 2520 nt
Organism: Aspergillus terreus NIH2624
Lineage: Eukaryota; Fungi; Ascomycota; Eurotiomycetes; Eurotiales; Aspergillaceae
Product: Mechanosensitive ion channel family
Exons: 3
Coding region: 1-2520 (839 amino acids)
Biological process (GO): intracellular calcium ion homeostasis; calcium ion transmembrane transport
Cellular component (GO): membrane
Molecular function (GO): calcium ion binding; calcium channel activity
Source: RefSeq, a predicted model, not a curated record
AUGAUCAAGAUCGCUUUGCCCUGCGCUCCCCCUCGGCCGCCCGAUGAGCAGGGCGAUGCCGCCUCGAGGACGACCUCGCCGUUCUCGAGGCCGAACGCGUCGCUUCGCGCUUCCACCCAGGAGAUGCAGGAGAAAGAAGGAGACGACGCCCGUUCGCUCUCGCGCAUGCGCUCCCGUCGUUCCCAGAAUGUGGAUGAGUUCGACGAAGCCACCAAUCCCCUGCACGAGAAGGCCGCCGCCUACAAUCCUCCGGAGAAUCCCACCACCAGUAUCGCCAAGUUCAUCAAAAAACUCCAUGAAUCCAGUUUCGUCCUUCGCUAUUUUACCUACAUCGCUCCCGUGGUGGUCAUUUUGCUCAUUCCCCUCCUGGUCGGUGCUUUGGCCUAUCCCAAUGCCAAUGUCGGAGGCGUCAAGCUCCUGUGGUUUUCAGUCUGGUUGGAGAUUGUCUGGUUGACCCUCUGGGCCGGUCGCAUUGUGACAAAAUGUAUCCCUCCCGUGGUCGGUUUGCUCGCCAGCAUCUUUACCAACAACGCGAAGAAGUGGCGCGACAUGGCCAAGCAGUUGGAAUUACAUGGGACCCUUUUCUUCUGGUGGCUCGGCGUGGAGAUUUCCUUCCUCCCCACCAUGAAGAACCACCACGUUGAUGGCGACUCGCGAACCCGCUCAUGGGAGAAUACCGUCAACAAGAUUAUCUUGACGUGUUUACUGUACGAAUUUUCCCGCAACAAAAUUUUUGAGAAGGACGACGCCUUCGAGGAGAAGAAGGAGGACACCCCUGUCAGUGGCACCAAAACCCCCCUGCAGUACGCCAACAAGGCCCAAAAAGUUGCCAAGGGCGCCCUCAACAAAGUGGGCGAUAUGGCCGGCGCGAUGGCCGCCGACUUCACCGGCCGCAAAGCCACCAACAGUAACCAUCCUUACCAGGUCGUCCUGGCCCUCCUGCGUACGACCACGGGCUGCCAGGUGCUCGCCCGUCGCCUCUAUCGGACCUUUGUGCGCGAUGGAUUUGAGACCGUCUUCUCCGGUGACCUGAAGGCGGCCUUUGACGACAACGAUGAGGCGGAAGCCGCCUUCGCCAUGUUCGACAAGGACAUGAACGGAGAUAUCUCCAUGGAUGAAUUGGAGGCGGUUUGUGUCGAGAUCGGCCGCGAGCGCAAGUCCAUUACUGCCUCGCUCAAGGAUCUGGACUCGGUUGUGUCAAGACUCGACAAUGUCCUCGAGUUUUUCGUCAUCGUCAUCGCUUUGAUUGUCUUGAUCUCCAUCAUCUCGACCUCGGCCGCUGGAGUCCUUACGUCUGCCGGUUCCAGUAUUCUCGCCCUGUCCUGGCUUUUCUCCGCCACCGCCCAGGAGUUCCUCCAGUCCGUCGUCUUCGUCUUUGUGAAGCAUCCGUUCGACGUCGGCGACCGCGUCACGAUCUAUGGUAAUUCCGGUGACGCGGGUCUGGGUGACGACUACUUCGUGAAGCAGAUCUCUCUGCUGUACACCGAGUUCAAGAAGAUGCAGGGUCACGUCGUCCAGGCGCCGAACAGCUAUCUCAACACGCUCUUCAUCCUGAACCAACGCCGAUCGGGUGCGCUGGCCGAGGCCAUCCCCAUUGUCAUCAAGUACGGCACGACGCUCGAGCAGAUUGAUGCUCUCCGCCAACGUCUCUUGGAGUUUGUGCGGAGCGAGCGCCGCGAGUUCCAGACCAACAUCCUGACCGAAAUGCGGGCUGUGACCGAGAACUUCUCCGUGACGCUGAACGUCGUCUUCUUCUACAAGUCCAACUGGCAGAACGAAGGCCUGCGUUUGCAGCGCCGCAACAAAUUCAUCUGCAUGCUUAUGAUCGCCCUCCAGGAGAUUGGUAUCGAGGGUCCUCGCAUGAACCCUCCAGGGUGCCCGGGUCGACAUCCCCUUCCAUGUUACGGGGAGAACGGGCACUUCAACAACGCGCGCCCCACCACCAGCGACGGUCAGAACCCUCCCGUCGACAUCUCCGACAAAAGCGUCCCAGAGAACACCGGCGUCAGCAGCGCCACGUCCACCCGUCAGCCCUCCAUCCUUCGGAAAGGUAUGACGACGGCUGCGGCCCGCGCUCGCGGCGAAAGCGCCACCUCGCGCAAGCAUGUGGACUUCUCUCUGGGUAUGCGCGAUGUUUCUUCCGGGGAUGUGAUGGGCGAUGUCUUCGAGGACCGUACCCGGCGCGUCGAUGAUAUCGUCCGCACCGCUAAUCGCGAGACCGCUGAGCGCCGCAUCCAAGAAGAAGAGGAGGAGGAGGAGCGUCUGAGUCGCACAUCCUCACGCCACCGCGGCUCCCACUCCAACCUCAGCGUUCCCUCUCACAUGGAAGGCCGCCGGUCGACCGACUCGCAAGGCGGCCACAGUCUCUCCUCGCUCAGCCGGAAUCGCUUCUUCCGCCACCGAAGCAGCACCAGCCGCGAACGCGACGACCUCGCCGAACAGGGUCGCUAUGACCAGAACGCCGCACUGUCCCAAAUCCGGACGGUCUCCCCUUCUGGUAGAAGUCUGGAUCGCCAUUGA